Molecule: messenger RNA, 452 nt
Organism: Tribolium castaneum (red flour beetle)
Lineage: Eukaryota; Metazoa; Arthropoda; Insecta; Coleoptera; Tenebrionidae
Gene: Atox1
Product: Antioxidant 1 copper chaperone
Exons: 3
Coding region: 139-363 (74 amino acids)
Biological process (GO): copper ion transport
Cellular component (GO): cytosol
Molecular function (GO): copper chaperone activity; metal ion binding
Source: RefSeq, a predicted model, not a curated record
UUGUGAAAUUCCGUUUUUCGUCUACGGCACUGGUAGUUCAAAUGAUUCAGUUGUCAACAUCAUCAGUCAACAUUCACCACUUAGGUAUUUUUUUAUCGUUUGAAUUUUAUCUUAUCGUUUCAGUAAAUAAAAACGAACAUGUCUCCCCCUCAAACUCACGUUUACAAAGUCGCAAUGACUUGUGAGGGAUGUUCAGGAGCAGUGGAGAGGGUGCUUAAUAAAUUAAAAGAUAAAGGAGUGGUUGAUGUCAAUAUUGAUUUGCCUGGGCAAACGGUCAAAGUGAAAACAACACUGUCAUCACAAGAAAUCUUGGAUGUGAUUAAAAAAACCGGAAAAGAGACUGAAUUUAUUCAAACUGUAUAAAAUCAAACAUUUCUAACGCAGCUUAUUGGGAAAAUUAAAAUUAAAACGAAUUGUAUGUUUAUUAUUUAAUAAAAUUUAUUACGUUGAAA